Messenger RNA from Aspergillus pseudonomiae, 1559 nucleotides. RefSeq names its product glutathione S-transferase family protein. The transcript has 3 exons. Lineage: Eukaryota; Fungi; Ascomycota; Eurotiomycetes; Eurotiales; Aspergillaceae. The record is from RefSeq and is a predicted model, not a curated record. Bases 618 to 1286 code for a protein of 222 amino acids.
GAAGAAGAAGAAGAAGAAGAAGAUAUACCUACAUGACUAGCCUCCUUUCUGAAUGCUACUUCUCUAAUAAUACCUCUUGUCAAGGAUCGCUUUCAAGUUUCGAGACGUGCCUAGAGAAAAGGGUUGGUGGUAAGCGCAAAGAUGUUAGGAAUGGGCCUGAUACUACUCCGGAAUCCAUGAUCUCAUAUUUGAUUACAAAGCAGCUGGGAAACAAUUGGACUCAACCAAUAUCGAUGACAGAUUCGCCUUCAUUCGAUAACAUUCGGUGUAAGAAGCCAAUGGGUACUCUCCGCCAAUAAUCGGUCAAUGUAGAUAGAUGAUUGAUAAUGCCGACGAAAAGGUUAACUCUAUGUCUUCCCUAAGGUGCAUUUGUCAGCGCAUGGCACCGAAGCGCCGACUCCGUGAUAUUCAUACAGAUCCGAGUGGAUGCGGGAUGUGCAUUGCCGAGUAACCGCAAUCUAUCCGGAAAUCGCGCGAUCCUAUUUUAAAGAGGCGUAUACCUCACGCCUCCCUGGCAACAUCUACCGCCGUGCAACAUUGCUACAAACCACUACGCUCAUUUCCUUCAAUACACAGCAAAAAUUGUCUCUAUUUCCCCAUCAGAGUAUCUAGUCAAGAUGUCUCUUAAGCCUCUUAUCCUCCACGGCCAUUCUGCCGGCCCCAACCCCUGGAAGGUGGCCAUGCUCCUCAACGAACUCAAUGUUCCCUACGAAUACAAGUAUCUUCAAUUCGCAGAAAUCAAGGGUGAGGCCUUCUUCAAGCUCAACCCUAACGGCCGUGUUCCCGCCAUCGAGGACCCCAACACAGGAAUCACCCUGUGGGAGUCGGGUGCUAUCCUCGAAUAUCUGGUUGAAACCUACGACAAAGAGAAAAAGUUCAGUUUCGAAGCCGGCACACCGGAGUACUUCCACGCCAAGCAAUGGCUCCACUUCCAGAUGUCGGGCCAGGGCCCCUACUUCGGCCAGGCAGUGUGGUUCACUAAAUACCACCCCGAGAAGGUUGAAAGCGCCCGGCUGCGCUACGUCAACGAAAUCCGUCGUGUGUCGGAAACGAUGAACAAUGUUCUUGCGGACCGUGAGUAUUUGGUUGGCGACAAGUACAGUUAUGCCGACCUCUCCUUCGUUCCCUGGUUCGGCAUCAUUCCCUGGAUCACCGGAGAUGCAUUUGACCUGGAGAAGGACUUCCCUCAUCUGAAUGCAUGGCUGGAGAGAAUCCAGGCUAGGCCUGCCAUUGCCAAAGCGUUGGCAGAGAGGGCUGAGGCAACCUCGAAAAUGACGCACCCUUGAAGGGAGGGAGGUGAUCAGAGGAGCUAGCCGGAUCUGGCUCACAAGAAGGAAUGUGAAAUCUGUAUUCAGAAUUGCAUUGUAUAUUUAAUAAUUUGAUAGUAUCCAUGAUGUUAUGGUUCGUGAUCGAGACUUUCUGGGUAACAUAGUAUGUAAGUCCGGCGGACCAUUUCUGCCGAAGAAGAAGUACCUCAAGACCGUACAGAUGUAACACGACAACUUCUUUAUUUCAGUAAUUACCCGAGAGAAGGCAAUCGGUCAAAGUGACUGCAGAAC